AUGGAACUCGAUGGAGACUCUCCACCUAUCUGGUCCCAACCUACCACCACACUCCUCCGUCAACGCCGCCGACAACCACCCUCUCCUCCUAUCAUCAACCCCGUGGUUCUCAUUUUACUACUACCCAUUCUUGCUCUCCUCAUCUUGUUCUUCUUGGUUCCCCCUUUCCUUACACACACUACCCAAAUUCUUCGACCUAAUUCUGUGAAAAAGGGAUGGGACUCUUUUAAUAUAUUGCUUGUAGUAUUUGCUAUUCUUUGCGGCAUUUUUGCCCGCAAGAAUGAUGACAAUUCUUCACCCGUUGAAAGAAGUAGAAAUGUUUCAACAAGUGAUUCUUCUAAUUUCAAUGAUGAUCAUGAUACGAGACAUCCUGUUUCUAAUGAACGAUGGUUUCAGACUAGCGAUGAGAAAGCAUAUAAUUUUGGUGUACCUGAAACUGGUCUAAACCGUCUGAGAAGAAGCAGCAGUUCCUAUCCCGAUCUGAGACAAGUGCCGCAAUGGGAAACCGGUGAGAAUCAGUCCCGGUUUUAUGAUGAUUUUGGUGUGAAUUUUUACCGUUCUACGGCAUCCGAGUAUGAUAGACACCGUCAACAGCGGAGCGAGAAGCAGAAGGAAGAAUCUGACACUAAGGUAAUUCCGGUGGAUACAUUUGAGAGUCGUUCUUCUCCACCUGAACCUACAUUGCUGGAAAAACCUACGAUUACCUCAUCGAAGCCACCUCAGGCGAAUUUGAAAAGGAGAAGAUCCUUUCACAGUGUUCCGCGCAAAGAUAAGGCUGAAAUGCAGAGUAAUGAAGCUGAAGUUGAACUAAACGAGAAACAAGGGCCUCCACAAUCGUCACCGCCAGCCCUGACAACGGAGCUAUCACCUCCGGUGGAAAAGCCCCAAAAGCUUCAGCGGAGAAAGAGUGGUACGAAAGAAUUAGCCACAGCUAUUGCGUCAUUGUACAAUCAGAGUAAAAGAAACAUGAGAACAAAGAAGCGAGAUAUUUUUGAGAGUGUCUCCAAUUCUCCACUAUCUGCAGAACAAGUACUGCCACCAGCCUCGCCGCCACCGCCUCCACCGCCGCCGCCACCUCCGUCUAAGGUUUUCCAGAACCUUUUCAAGAAGAAUAGGAAAAGUAAGCGUGUACAUUCCGACCCUUCCAAUGUACCAUCACCUCCUCCUCCUCCUCCUCCACCUCUCCCUCCGAAUUCAAUUUUCAACAAUUUGUUCAAAACAGGAAGCAAAAGCAAACGAUUCCAGCAAAUAGCAUCAUCAACUCCUCCACCUCCUCCACCACCACCUCCACCUUCUUCAAUUCUCAAUAAUUUGUUCAAACAUGGAACAAAAAGCAGAAGACUCAAAUCACCAAUUUCGACUCCAACACCACCUCCUCCACCUCCACCUCCGCCACAAGCACGUGUGUCAUCAAGGAGGAGAAAAAGUUCUACGCAUUCUCAACCACCAAUGCAACCACCAGAACCUCCACUUCGACACUCAUCCAGUUGGAGCAAACCUCCAUUGCCAAAAAAACCAGCCACCAGUUACUACGACGAUAACUUGAACAGUGGCUCGCAAUCUCCGUUGAUACCAAUGCCACCUCCGCCUCCUAUGCCGCCGUUCAAAAUGCGGGAAAUGAAUUUCGUUCCCACUGGUGAUUUCGUCAGGAUACGGACCGCGCACAGCUCUCGCUGCAGCUCGCCGGACCUUGAAGACGUUGACGUUGAUGAUGAGUCCGUCAGAUCGGCAAUGGACGGUGAAGAUUUAACCGGGCCGUCGGUUACUUGCCCGAGCCCGGAUGUGAACAUGAAAGCGGACACUUUCAUUGCUCGGCUCCGAGAUGAGUGGCGAUUGGAGAAAAUGAAUUCACUGCGUGAAAAAGAGUACACUGGCCUGAACCCAGGCCCAAUGUGGAGAGGCCCAGGCCCAAUAUGA
Solanum dulcamara is the source of this 1917-nucleotide messenger RNA. Its product is annotated as formin-like protein 20. The coding region runs from base 1 to 1917 and encodes 638 amino acids. The transcript has a single exon. Lineage: Eukaryota; Viridiplantae; Streptophyta; Magnoliopsida; Solanales; Solanaceae. The record is from RefSeq and is a predicted model, not a curated record.